This is a messenger RNA of Amblyraja radiata (thorny skate), 2685 nucleotides long. Its product is annotated as matrix metalloproteinase-21-like. NCBI's taxonomy places the organism in Eukaryota, Metazoa, Chordata, Chondrichthyes, Rajiformes, Rajidae. Gene Ontology annotation, biological process: proteolysis; collagen catabolic process; extracellular matrix organization. The record is from RefSeq and is a predicted model, not a curated record. Bases 53 to 1933 code for a protein of 626 amino acids. Gene Ontology annotation, cellular component: extracellular matrix. Gene Ontology annotation, molecular function: metalloendopeptidase activity; zinc ion binding. The transcript is spliced from 7 exons.
CCAGGAGAAGUCUCCACGAGUCGGGAGAGCCAGACGUCCUGGGGCUAGAGGGAUGCGGCUGCCCAGUACCCUCAUACCUGUGGCUGUUUUGCUUUGCUCCACCGUGCUGAUCCCUGGCGGAGGAGGUGAGCCGGUCUUCGGGAGAAGGGAUCAUUCCGACGCAAACCGCAACAACUGGCUUGCUCCCCGCAUCGUCACCACUCAAACAGCAGAGGAAUAUUUGAAAAAGUUUGGUUGGGGCCAGCCGGUGGAUUGGGAAAACCAAGACACUGGUAAGGACGAUGACCCUAAAGAGGAGAACUCUGUUCCAGAUGAAGUGCCUCAGAUUAUGACUGAAGGAAUUUUUGGAGAGACCGUCACGAGCAAAACUCCGAAAGAGUCCACCGAAAAGGCUUCUUACCUUCAGAACCUGAAGGAGUUCCAGGAAGCUAAUGGACUGAAUCCCACUGGCAUCCUUGACAAUGCCACCCUUGUGGUGAUGAACCUGCCUCGCUGUGGUGUCCCCGAUAAAAUGCUGUUGGAAAACAGCUCCCUGCACAACGCCACCUCACGCAACGAGUCCACCUACAGUAGUUUGGGGAGCACCCGGCCUACCUCUGAGCAGGGGACUGCCAGGAAGAAGCGUUUCCUCGCCCAUCUGAUGGGGCGUUCCAGACAGAAGAGGGAUGGCCUGGAUGCCCUGGGAGGAGCGACCACCAGCAUGGGCUUCUCAAAGCGAAAGCUGAAAUGGCGCCUCAUGGACGAAGCGUUCACCAUCCAAAUGAGCAUCGAGCAGCAGAAAAAUAUCCUGGGCCUGGCUUUCCGAAUGUGGAGCGAGGUGACUCCACUGGAGUUCGAGGAGGACAUUGUUUCUCUUCCUUCCGACAUUGACAUCAAACUGGGCUUCGGAACAGGGCAACACCUCGGCUGUUCGCAGGACUUUGAUGGAACGGGACAGAUCUUCGCCCAUGCCUGGUAUUUGGCAGAUAUCCAUUUUGAUGACGCGGAACAUUUUGUUGUCGCCAACAACGGGCAUGGCAUUAGUCUCCUUACGGUUGCUGUCCAUGAGAUUGGCCAUGCCCUUGGCUUGCCCCAUCUGCUUCGAACAGGCUCAGUUAUGCAUCCAAAUUACAACACACACGAUGAAAACUUUGAACUGGACUGGUUAGACAGGAAGGCUAUACAGCGCUUAUAUGGUGUUUGUGAAGGUGCUUUCAAUACGGUAUUUGACUGGGUCUAUCAGCGUAAGAAUGCCGAUGGGGCCGUGACAUACAACUUCAACACAUACUUCUUCAGAAAGGGCUGGUACUGGCUGUAUGAAAACAGGAGCAACAGGACACGCUACGGAGACCCCAUUACCAUCUCCACUGGUUGGCGUAAUCUUCCUGAUUCAGAUAUAGAUGCCUUUGUUCACAUUUGGGCCUGGAAUAAGAAUUUUGAGGAGAAGAGAGAUGUACAGUAUUUCUUCAAAGGAACAAAGUACUGGCACUACGACCCCAUCAAUGACAUGGCUUUUACUCAAGAUGCCCAGGGCAACAACUAUCCCAAGCCCAUCACUGAAGGGUUUCCUGGAGUUCCCAGCCCAAUAGACACAGCAUACUUUGACAGAAAUGACCGAAACAUUUAUUUCUUCAGAGGCGAGGAGGUGACUGCCUUCAGCAUUGAUCUUAAUCAGAAGGUGGAUGGCUUUCCCAAGAAGAUUGUGGAUAUCUUUCCAGCGUUGGUGGCUGGUGACCACCCUGUGGGCAACCUCAAUGCCGCCUAUUACUCCUACGCCCACCGUGUGCUUUUCCUCAUGAAGGACCGUUAUUUCUGGAAGGUGGUGACUGAAGAGGAGCGGCAAGUCAACCCCAGCCUGCCAGCCCGGGGCCUCCAUGCCCGUGUCAGCAUGACUGAGCAGUGGUUUGAUAUCUGCAAUGUCCAUUCAUCAAUGCUCAGUCUGUCAUCUGGUUAAACAUUAUGUGCCCUCAAUCACCCCUUCACUGGUGGCUGGAGAGGUGCAGGACAUGGGUGACCACCUGAAAGGACUGUGCCUCCAUUUUGUAAAUGAUCUUUGGCAUUAGCACUAGAUACCCUUUGUUGAUAUAUAUUUUAGUCAAACAGUCAGGUAAGAAUAUUUCACUGUGGUCCUGUUUGCCGUUCCCUUCGAAUUUAGCUCCAGGUGUCUGAGUCUUGAACACACCCACCCAAGAGCAAGAUUGAUGGUACUAACAUCACUGGCCAUGUGCAGAGUGUUGAUAGAACAGCAGAUAAGUGCUUUCUAAAGAGCAUCAGUUCAAAACAGGAACCGACCUUAAGUUGCAAUAAACUGACUGGAUAAGAGUUAACUGCGUUUUUAAAAUAAAUUUUAUUUUUGUAUAGAAAAUUCCCACGUAGUUCAAGGACUAGAGUUUAUUGAAAAUAACCCACUUCAUUGCAGCUGCUCUCAACCACUCUGAGCCCAUCUACAGAUGAGGUAUAGUGAUUAGGCCUUUGCCAGAGUUUUGCUUCUCUUUGUGUUUCAAGAUACUGCUUAAAACUGGGGCCCAGAGAGUUUUGUGUCAUCGAGAAACAUUAGGAGCAUUAAUGGCCCUCUCCGAUCAACCUCAAAAGCCUGCUACCACUAUUCAAACAGAUCAUGGCUGAACUUCCACUUGACUUCAUUUACUUGACUUUGUUCCCGAUCUCUUGAGAUAUUUACCCAAUAAAAAACUACCAGGCUCAGUA